CGAUUAUCAUCAUUACUUUGCCUUGAUACGGUGAAAUACCUUGCUUUCUCUGGGUUGUUCUUAUUGGGUUUCUUCUUUCGAUUUCAUUAUUAUUUACAAAAAAAAAAAAACGGAAAGCAUCCGUUUGAAAAUAAUGAGUUCAAAGGCCCCUCAUUCGAUGUUCGAUCCACUCUACUGAAAGAGAUUGGCAGUGGCUAACAGUUCUCUGGUUCACUACGAAAAGGAAAAAAGGGUCGAGCGGUAGCUUAAUAGAGAAGACAAAGAUGUCGCUGAGAAUAAAAGCGGUGGUCGAUAAGUUCGUGGAGGAGCUGAAAGAGGCCUUGGAAGCCGACAUGCAUGACAGAGAAAUGAAGGAAAGAGAGAUGCAAAGUUACAUCGAGGAACGUGAGCGCGAAGUCGCCGAGCGUGAAGCGGCCUGGAAGGCCGAGCUCUCUCGCCGUGAGGCAGAGAUUGCCCGACAAGAGGCUAGACUAAAGAUGGAAAAAGAAAACCUCGAAAAAGAGAAAAGCGUCCUGAUGGGAACAGCAUCGAAUCAAGAUAACCAAGACGGGGCUCUCGAAAUCACUGUAAGUGGCGAAAAAUACAGAUGCCUGAGGUUCGCAAAGGCAAAGAAAUAAAGAAGAUGAAGAAGCUUUGAUGUCUUUUCCUAGAUUUGCUGCAGCAAGUUUGCUUUAUUUUUUUUUAGAAUCUAUUCAUUCUAUAUGCAUUGAUAAGUAUACUUGUAGGUUUGCUUCCAGACACACAUCCUAUUGACAGUAUCCAGUAUAUGAUUCCAUUUCAAUGAAGAAAGGCAAAAAAAGAAAGAAAAAAAGAAAAAACAAGGUUGCCAUCUUCUUUUA
Molecule: messenger RNA, 839 nt
Organism: Gossypium raimondii (Peruvian cotton)
Lineage: Eukaryota; Viridiplantae; Streptophyta; Magnoliopsida; Malvales; Malvaceae
Exons: 2
Coding region: 264-617 (117 amino acids)
Source: RefSeq, a predicted model, not a curated record